This is a messenger RNA of Rhopalosiphum maidis (corn leaf aphid), 1485 nucleotides long. RefSeq lists its product as uncharacterized. Bases 582 to 1454 code for a protein of 290 amino acids. Lineage: Eukaryota; Metazoa; Arthropoda; Insecta; Hemiptera; Aphididae. The record is from RefSeq and is a predicted model, not a curated record. The transcript has 8 exons.
AUUUGAAAAUUUAUAUUUUGAGUGUAAAUAUCAAAAGAUCCAAAGAUCAGAAUUUGAAUAAAUUCAUUAUUAAAGGUAAAAAUUAUAAAGGAAUCAUCCUGUAUUAUACACACACGAUAUUUCAUCAUGUUAUCGUACUUUCUAGUUCAUACCAAUAAUGCGUAUUUCAAAAUUCAAUCGAUGAUGGUAACUAGUAGGUUAGCUUUUAACGGUGUUAUCGAGUGUAAACAAGCUUAUAAUUUAAUUAUUCAGAUCAGUGAAUCAGGAAAAUGGGUAAUAACUGAAAAAACGUAUAACACCAGAUACGAGUAUUCCAUCGCGAUGCGUAGAGAAAAACGUCACUAGCAUACUAACAUCCUAAGAGUUCAACUUUGUAAACUAUCAACGGGAGCAUAUAAUAAUAUCAGUCAUCGUUUAUUUAUUUAUCAACACCCAAACUGUAAUUCAUCAAUUAAUUUAUUACGUAUCAAUACCUUAACCUUAUAUACAUUGUACCUACAUCUCUAUAACGUCUAUCUAGAAGUGAAGAAUUCAUUAAGGUACCUACCUAUACUACAUAGACCCGUAGUGAAAUUAACAAAAUGUGUGUGCCUUCAACAGAACGUGUCGAUCAUAAGUGUUCUUCCGAUAGCACGUAUAAAAAAGUCAUGAAAAAGUAUAAAACGAUAUGGAUUUUAAGUACCGUAGCGGCUUUACUUGUUAUAUCCGCGGCACUGCAAAAUUAUACCGUCAGUCAAUAUGUUCGCGCCAUCUUGAAAUUAACUGUAAUGCAGUUAAUAGAUCUGAACAAUUUCAAAAAUUUACUUCACGAUUCGUGUUUAGUGCAUAAAAAAAUCCCAGAACGCGAACUUACUGAAUCGGACUGUUAUUCAUGUGAAAGCAUCGAUCAAGUGGACGUUGUUUACAAACCCGAAGACGUUUUAGAAUCGUACGCAGAUCUCAAUUGGCCGGUUGCGUUCCAAAGCAAUGUCAAAACAAACCUUACUGUUGAAGAUAUAGCGCUUGUUUUUUUAAUCGGAGAUCUCUUACCUUGUGAUUAUGAAUCAAACCUAAAAAUCGAUCCGCUCCGAGCAAUCGAAAUGAAGUACGGAUGGUUUAUGCAUUGGAGAAAUUGUGGUGACAUCCAAGGAAAAAUAAUGCGAGCUUUAUACAGACCGGAUUCAUUUUUGAGCAUUUCUUCCGAAACGUGGACAAUUAUGUCUUUCAAAUAUAAAACUUUCCAUUAUAAACAAAUCAAUAUGUACUAUGAUAGCAGAGUGGCGGUAUCUCAGAUAAGUGGAACGUUUAAUUAUCGUUUGGUGCCUAAAAAUCCUUGUACAGAAAUAUGUUAUCAUUUGGAUGGACGUUUAGAAACUUACCAUACCCUGGUUUUCGACAAUUUUAUUUGGGAUUUUCAGUAUCUGCCGUUGAAUAAUUCUACCAACAGCAUAGCUAUUAUUUAUUACAUAGAUUAAAAGUCAAAUAGGUACUCCAUCUAUAUCCGAU